Papilio machaon (common yellow swallowtail) is the source of this 1264-nucleotide messenger RNA. Its product is annotated as zinc finger protein 423-like. The record is from RefSeq and is a predicted model, not a curated record. The transcript is spliced from 4 exons. The coding region runs from base 135 to 1166 and encodes 343 amino acids. Gene Ontology annotation, cellular component: chromosome. Gene Ontology annotation, biological process: regulation of transcription by RNA polymerase II. NCBI's taxonomy places the organism in Eukaryota, Metazoa, Arthropoda, Insecta, Lepidoptera, Papilionidae. Gene Ontology annotation, molecular function: chromatin insulator sequence binding.
GCUGUUUUUCGAUGUUUUUUUCUUUAUUUGGUUCUGAUAAUAUAAUAUUAUAAAUCAUAUAAGAAUACAAAAGUAUCUAACUAAAAUCAUUUUGUACUUCUUUAUGCUGAUGUGUUUGUUUUGUUGACUGAAACAUGGCUAUGUUUAGAUCGUCUCCUAGAGACGUUGAAUAUCGUCCACCUAAUAAAAAAAGUUAUGGUACGAACGCUGAGACUUAUUUCUGUAAUAUAUGUUUUGAUGGCUGGGACAGUGAAACUGAGGUGGAAAUACAUCGAUCUUUAGCUCACAAAAGGGAAAUUAUGAAUUUAAUGAAAAAUUCAAGAGCGACAUAUUGUUGUAGGUUAUGUGUGAAGCCACAUUUGACAUAUGAAGGAUUAAUAAAACAUAUAAAAGUUAAUCAUCUGCUUAGUGAUGAGAAUGCAACAAGAAUAGAACGUGAGAUAUUCAUCUGUGACACGUGUUCUGUAUUAUUCUUUAAUAAAUUGCUUAUGCAAAUACAUAUUAUAACAUUUCAUAUGGGCGUUGAUAAAGAUGCAACAUUUGCUGCUUGCCCAAAAUGUUAUAAAAUGCAGAGAAUUAAAACUAUGUGGUAUCACUUCCAAGGUCAUCGUAUACAAAGCGUAUCUUGUUGCAAAAUAUGUUUGGAGAAAUUUAAAAAUCGCGACGAACUCAAGGAACAUAUGAAACAACAUAAAAAAUAUUUAUACUGUGAAAUAUGUCAAUACGAAAGUAAAAAUGAAACAUAUUUCCAAGAGCAUUUAAGUACAAGACAUAAAAUUACAAAAUCAAUAAAUUUAAAGGUAGAUAAACGUAAUUGGAAAGAUUAUUUUGUGCCGAGAACAUUUGGGGAAUAUAAAACUAGUAUAAUUAUGGAUAUACCAAUGAAAGGAGUAUCGUUGGCUUAUUUAGAAGAGCAUAAUGUGAGAGUUUGUAUAUUAUGUAGAGAGAUAUGUAUCGGGGAACAAGGUAUGGCGGAUCAUAUGCAAAAUCAUUAUAUAGAAAAAGUUAAUAAACAAUAUGAACACAUCUGUUCUUGUGGACAGAAAUUUUCUACUAUAAUUCUUUUGAAACAUCAUAUAUUAAAGAAUAAAGAAGGUCAUUGUAAAAUGGAUUCGAAAGAUGAUGAAAAUAUGGUUAUAAUAACAUUUGAGGAGAAUUCAUCAUGAACCAAACUGUACCGGUUAUAUCGACUUCAAAGAGAGCGACAGUAUUCAGUCGUAAUAACCGAUAAUUAUAUAUAUAUAUGGUGUUCAAUCGAUAUUUU